CACUUAAAACAAUGAGCCAAUUACUUUUUUCCGUCGAAGAUAUUUCUGUCCUCUUCUCUCUUCUCUCUCCCACAUCAUCAUUCUCUCUGACCCUAAAAAAAAAACAAUCUUCUUUCCCCACUAAAUUCUUCAUCUGCUAUUACCUCGCCGCGUCACAAAACUUGAACUUUAAUCCACACAUAAACUUGCUUCAGUCUUAGCAGAUCAAGAACUGAAGCAUUCUUUUUCUUCUUCCAAUAGUCAAAUAUCAGAUCUAGAAGUAUAUAUUUUGUGUUGAAGUCAUAAGUCAUGUCAUUUACGGGGACACAACAGAAAUGCAAGGCAUGUGAAAAGACAGUUUACCCAGUUGAGCUUUUGUCAGCUGAUGGGAUUAGCUAUCACAAAUCUUGCUUUAAAUGCACCCAUUGUAAAGGAACUCUCAAGCUGAGCAAUUACUCCUCAAUGGAAGGUGUUUUGUAUUGCAAGCCCCAUUUUGAGCAGCUUUACAAGGAGUCUGGCAACUUCAACAAGAACUUUCAAUCACCUGCAAAGUCAGCUGAGAAGUUAACUCCAGAGCUGACAAGAUCUCCUAGCAAAGCUGCCCGAAUGUUUUCUGGAACACAGGAAAAAUGUGCGACCUGUGAUAAAACGGCUUAUCCACUUGAGAAGGUACAAAUAUUGAAUUCUCAAAAUUUCAUCCUAUUAUGAUGUCUAUGUUGAGGA
Nicotiana tabacum (common tobacco) is the source of this 702-nucleotide messenger RNA. The record is from RefSeq and is a predicted model, not a curated record. NCBI's taxonomy places the organism in Eukaryota, Viridiplantae, Streptophyta, Magnoliopsida, Solanales, Solanaceae.